AUGGAAGUUGUUCAGUUCAAUGUUGAGGCACAAAAUUUAAUCUAUAAUGCUAUAAGCGGAGAGGAAUAUGAGAAAAUCUCAAGUUGUGACACAACCAAAGAAAUGUGGGACAAACUGAAAGUCGGUUAUGAAGGAACCAGCAAAGUAAAAGAAACUCAAAUAAACAUGUUGGUUCAUGAUUAUGAACUCUUCCGGAUGAAAGAAGGAGAAUCCAUUGAGGAAGUGUUUGAAAGGUCCAGCAAAAUCAUUGGCGAUCUAAAAACCUUUGGUAAACUCUACUCAAGUGGUGAUCAAGAAGAAAAGAAGAAAAUAGUUGCCUUCAAAGAUACAACUGAAGGACAUGAAAAUGAUAUUGAUGACGACCCGGAAGCUCUUGAAGAAGAGAUUGCCAUGAUACUCUGGCUGCUUGCCGAUGAAGAUGCAUCAGACGAUGAAUGCACAGAAGAUACUGAAAAUUGUUUCAUGGCACGAGGUGAAACAAGCAAGGAUAUUCUUGACCUUACUCUAAAAGAGUCUCAAAAAAUGUUGAAUGAACUAAGAAGACUCAAUGGAGAAAAUAAGGUCUGGGAACUUAAACUUGAAGUCUGUGAAAUCGAUAGAGAUGUACUUCAAGAUGAAGUUCAGGAAUUUCAAAUGCAACUUAAUGGCAUGCGCAAGUCCACCAGUCACAGUUCUGUCAAAUCUAACCAGGAGACAUACAAGUCAACUGAAAAAGAAUUGGCUAGAACUGAGUCCACAAGAACACCACAGAAAGAGUCACAAAGGAAGUGGUAUUUAGACAGUGUGUGUUCCAGUCACAUGACGGAUGACAAAAAUCUAUUAAAAGAAGUUACAAAAAUAAAUGGAGGAAAUGUCAAAUUUGGAGAUGAUACAAGAGGAAAGAUAGUUGAUACUGGAACAGUUCCAAUCAGCAAUAAUUGCGAUAUUACUAAAGUACAUCUAGUGGAUAGACUCAAUUACAAUCUUUUAAGUAUCAUCCAACUAUGUGAUUUGGGGUACAAAGUUAAAUUCAAGAAAACUAGAUGUGUUAUUGAAAAUGAGGCAGGAAAGAUUAUUCUUCCAGGUAAAAGGUAUGGAAACAUCUACAUUCUUAAUGGCUUUGAAAAUCUAGAUAGUCAUAUCUGUUUAGCAUCCAUAUCCGAUGAUCCAUGGCUCUGGCAUAAAAAACUCGGUCAUGCAAGCAUGCAUCUUAUUGAAAAACUCUCCAAGCAUGAUUUAGUAAUUGGUCUUCCUAAGCUCAAUUUCUCUAGAAAUCAUGUAUGUGAUGCAUGUCAAAUUGGUAAACAAACUAAAAACUCUUUCAAAACUAAGGACAUUGUGUCUACUUUCAAGCCUUUACAAUUGAUUCACAUGGAUCUAUUUGGACCUACUAGAACUACCAGCAUUAGAGGUAAACGAUAUGCUUUUGUUAUUGUUGAUUACUACCCACGCUUUGCAUGGGUGAUUUUCUUAUCUCAUAAAGAUGAGCAUUGA
Messenger RNA from Nicotiana tabacum (common tobacco), 1473 nucleotides. NCBI's taxonomy places the organism in Eukaryota, Viridiplantae, Streptophyta, Magnoliopsida, Solanales, Solanaceae. The record is from RefSeq and is a predicted model, not a curated record.